Closterium sp. NIES-67 is the source of this 889-nucleotide messenger RNA. The record is from the annotation of a GenBank genome assembly. Lineage: Eukaryota; Viridiplantae; Streptophyta; Zygnematophyceae; Desmidiales; Closteriaceae.
CAGCAACCCUUCCCUCCAGGUUUUAGUCCAUCCCCUCCCUCUGCUCCUGCUCCAACUCACCCGACUCACUCCAACUCACACAAAACCAGCUGCUAGCUGGUAGCGUCAGAAUCAAGUUCUACGGUUUAGUGGCCCUCGGAAACUCAUACUCAGCGUGCAAGUCAUCUUCAAAGAAUCCUUUAUUCAAUCCUUUCCGCUCUGCAGACUUGCAAAAAUGGUGACUAUGGCGAAACUGCAGGUCGUCCUAGCGGCCCCAAGCGCAGUUCUCUCUCUUAUAAUCGGCACAGCACUGCUGACCACCAUGUUAGAACCGGUGCCACCUGGACGAGCCGCUAUGCCGCUUCAGACAGCCAUGCGGUUUACUGGGAGUCAUCUGACCAACCUGAGGGUAAUCGUAACCCUAAUGGGUGUACUACUCGCGAGCUGCACCAAUUUGUCCGGGUGCCUCCGAGCCACCAGAUUCACAGACGGAGCAGCAGUUCUGGCAAUGAUGGUGCUGACGUGUGUGGUAACCAGCAAGAGGUUUCGACUCCGCUUCGCGAAUGCAGAGUCUCUGAAGGCCUUCUAGUAAGGUGGGGUGGCACGUACAAGGCUGGGUGCUGCCACUGAAGGCUGCAAUGUGCUGAAGGCUCCCUGGAAGUUAUCUGACCAAUCUGAGGGUUAUCUUACCGUGAUGGAGGGCAUCUGACCAGCGUGCUGGACCACACAUCACCGUUCUGCACCAGAUGCAUGUGCAACAGUGCUGGCCUUGGUCGCCAAUGUGCGAAGGACUUGACGCGACUCUGCUUCUUGAAGGCAGUAUCUGAAGCCACUAUAAAACGCAAAUGUGAUGUGUGUAACCUUCUGUAUAUGUACAUUAAAAACAGAACACCCUGCUUGGUGUGACCAA